Molecule: messenger RNA, 3100 nt
Organism: Rhagoletis zephyria (snowberry fruit fly)
Lineage: Eukaryota; Metazoa; Arthropoda; Insecta; Diptera; Tephritidae
Product: probable multidrug resistance-associated protein lethal(2)03659
Biological process (GO): transmembrane transport
Cellular component (GO): membrane
Molecular function (GO): ABC-type transporter activity; ATP binding; ATP hydrolysis activity
Source: RefSeq, a predicted model, not a curated record
UUCGCAUUUAAUCCUUGUGUAACCUAAAACCACAAUUUUUUUUUUUACAAAAAUCCUGAAUCAAAACAUGUAUGAAAUCGGAAGGUAGAAAACCUUAAAAUUGUAUGCUGAGUACUUAUACUGUCAAAUUAUCUACUUAGUGCCUGCAGCAAAUAUAUGGAAUUUGGUGGUGUAACCUGAAAUAUUUAGAAUUAAGUAAAAAGUGCUAAUAAAAUAAAAAUUGGAACUAAAACCAAACACCAUGCAGUCCUUGAAGGCAGACGAGUUGCCACAAAAUCCGCGCGAGCGUGCCAAUCCCUUCUCAGCAAUGAUGCUCUGCUUUACUUUACCAAUAUUUUUUAAGGGGCGUAAGAAAACUUUAGAUGAAAGCGAUCUCUACCGAGUGCUAAAGGAACAUAAAUCAGAAACACUCGGCAAUAAAUUAAACAAAGCUUGGGAAACAGAGGUCGAAAAGAAGCGGCGCAAAAAUAAAGAACCCAGUUUACUCUUGGCUGUGAUACGCGUAUUUGGGCUAAACUUUGCCGCUUUGGGAUGUGUAUUAUUUCUGGUAGAAAUCGGGUUGCGCGUUACACAGCCACUGUUUCUUGGCGGCUUAGUCAAUUACUAUGCGAAUCCCACCAACAGAGAUGAUAACUUUACUGCCUAUAUUUAUGCCAUGGGUGUGAUUGUCUGUAACGCAUUGAAUGUAAUGCUAAGACAUCCAUAUAUGUUGGGCAUUCAACACAUCGGCAUGAAAGUGCGACUCGCCAUGUGCAGUUUGAUUUAUCGGAAAGCGUUACGCUUGAAUAGAACAGCGCUUGGCGACACCACAACCGGUCAAGUGGUAAAUCUGAUAUCGAACGACGUCGGGCGGCUGGAUACAUCCAUCAUGCACGUACACGUACUGUGGGUUGGACCGAUCGAGAUCGCCGUAGUAGCUGUUCUCAUGUACAGAGAGAUAGGCGUGGCAUCGAUGUUUGGCGUCUUUGCCAUGGUAUUCUUUGUGCCACUGCAAUUCUAUCUUGGCAAGUUGACUUCGAAGCUGCGUUUGCGCACAGCGUUGCGCACCGAUGAGCGCGUGCGCCUGAUGAACGAAAUCAUCACGGGCAUACAGGUGAUCAAAAUGUAUGCGUGGGAGAAACCUUUCGGGAAGAUGGUGCAAUUUGCGCGACGCAAGGAAAUGAACGUUAUACGCAAGAAGAACUACAUCACUGGCAUACUGCAGAUGUUCUCCAUGUUCAUGACGCGCGUGUCCGUGUUUGUCAGCUUAGUGGCCUAUGUGUUGUUAGGGAAUUUCCUUACCGCCGAAAAAGCGUUCGUUGUCACUGCAUUCUACAGCAUUUUGCGUAAUACAAUGGUUGUGGCCUUUCCGAAUGGCAUACAGCAGAUCUCUGAGACGCUCGUGUCCUUCAGACGCAUAAAAACAUAUUUGUUGUAUGAAGAAAUUGGUGAUCCUUCAGGAAAUAGGGGAAAUGGUUACCGGCAAAUAAAACAAAUGGAUGACCUGAAUGGGAAUUUAAAAUCCACGCAGCCAACGCAGGAGGUGGCACAGUGCGAAUCUAGUGUUGAGAUACGAAAUUUGAAGGCAAAAUGGGACCCAAAAGUGCCGGAGUAUACGCUGAGUAGUGUCGACAUGAAGGUCGAACCCCGCACGCUAGUCGCAGUCGUUGGACCGGUGGGCUCCGGAAAGUCGAGUUUAAUCCAAGCCAUACUUGGCGAACUACCCGUUGAAUCGGGUUCCGUCACCGUGCACGGCUCCUACUCGUAUGCCUCUCAGGAACCCUGGCUAUUCACCGGCACUGUUCGGCAAAAUAUACUUUUCGGCUUGCCAAUGGACAGGAACCGUUAUCGUACCGUGGUGAAAAAGUGCGCAUUGGAGCGUGAUUUUGAACUACUGCCACAUGGCGACAAAACGAUUGUGGGCGAGCGUGGCGCCUCACUUUCGGGCGGGCAGAAAGCGCGCAUCAGCUUGGCUCGCGCUGUCUAUCGCAAAGCCGACAUUUACCUGCUGGAUGACCCACUAAGCGCAGUAGACACACAUGUCGGCCGGCAUCUCUUCGACCAAUGCAUGCGCGGCUUCCUGCGCGAUCGCAUUGUCAUUUUAGUAACACAUCAGUUACAGUUCCUCGAACAGGCUGACAUUAUCGUCAUCAUGGAUAAGGGCAAGAUCAGCGCAGUGGGCACCUAUGAGUCUAUGCGGAGCAGCGGCUUAGACUUUGCAAAUCUGUUGACCGCACCAGAAAAUGACAGCGAUGCGGAUGACGACAGCAUUGCUGAGAUGAAAAGCGCGUCAAGUCAGUUGCAUAUACAACGACAGAACAGCACGGCCACGAUGAGUUCAAUGGACGAGUCAGUGGCCGAGUCGUUAGUUGACGAGGCUGAGUCGCCAUUGCAGGUGCAAGAGAAGCGUGAGACGGGCAAGAUUGGCUGGAGCAUGUAUAAGAAGUACUUUGGUGCCAGCGGCGGCUAUUUGCUCUUCGCAGUGACGAUGUUCUUUUGUGUAGGCGCACAGAUGUUGGGAUCCACUAGUGAUUUUUACGUUUCAUUUUGGGUAAAUAAAAACGAACAACAGCUCGUUAGUCAGGAGCGAAGUAUCGAUGCUGCCGAGGCUGCUAAUGCUGCUAAUGCUGUCAAUGACACAGAUGCACGCGAUUUGCGAUUGAAUAGUAACACGGAUCCAAAGGACAUCUACAUAUUCUUUGGCAUCAUUUUGGCCACCAUUAUUUUUGCCUUCGCUCGCACUUUGUUCUUCUUCACGAUGGCCAUGCGUUCCUCGACGGCACUACACAAUGCUAUGUAUCGUGGCAUCACACGCGCAGCGAUGUUCUUCUUUCACACAAAUCCCUCAGGGCGCAUACUGAAUCGCUUUGCCAAAGAUUUAGGUGCCGUAGAUGAGAUAUUGCCAUGGGUAAUGAUGGAUGUCAUACAGAACAUUCUCAGCUUGACUGGCAUAGUCAUAGUAAUAUCGAUUGUCAAUCCAGUCAGCCUGCUGGCUACAGCGGUGCUGGCACUUCUUUUCUAUUCAAUGCGCUCAUUUUAUUUGAGUACAUCGCGUGAUGUGAAACGUUUAGAGGCAGUUAGUAAGUGCUUUCUUGGAAUUAAUAACAUUCAAGCGAAAUAA